Messenger RNA from Chelonia mydas (Green sea turtle), 1082 nucleotides. RefSeq lists its product as uncharacterized. The record is from RefSeq and is a predicted model, not a curated record. The transcript has 4 exons. Bases 271 to 687 code for a protein of 138 amino acids. NCBI's taxonomy places the organism in Eukaryota, Metazoa, Chordata, Testudines, Cheloniidae.
UGAGGCUCCUCCCGUCUGACAAAACCAAGUGCCUUUACCUUAGCUACCUGGAAAUCUGCUAUGGGCCAGUGCUAGCCAUUCUAGGCCAGUAGUAGCCAAUCCCCGAGGCCCCCUGAUGGUUUCCUCAGACAUAACUAACCUUCGCUGGCCAAAUAGCGUGUCCCUCCCACGGGCCCUGCUGUGCUGUCGCCCAGCACCCGGGGGAGUUGAGAGCUCCUUGGGUCACGGUGCCGCGGCGUUACCACUGGAACCUACUGACAGCAACGACAGAUGGCAGGGCUCUUAUUAGAUAGGUCGGCACAAACAUCUGGGGAGAAGCUUGGGCAGCGCACGCUGUCCAAGGAGGAUCGUGGCAGUAACCAGGGGGCUGGGGAGGCCUUGCGCUGCUACACCUGCCUGUUCCCCACCAUCGCGCCCCUGGACUGCCUGAAGUUCGUCACCCCCUGCGCCCCAACGCAGCGCUGCCUCACCUCGGUCGCCAUGGGACGCAGAGGUGCCCUGGAGCUGGUCGUCUAUGAGAAGAGCUGUGGGGAGGCCAAGCUCUGCGGGGCCCGGGGGAUGCGCUGGCUGCUGGGGGCCAAUUUCACCUACUCCACGGCCUGCUGCUCCAGCGACCUCUGCAACGGAGGGGCCCGCCCGGCCUGGGGGGUACUGGGGAUCGCCCUGCCCCUCGCCCUGCUGCUCUGAGACCCCCCCCCCCCGAGCCCCUCCCCGCUGCCCGGGGCCUAGGUCCCUGACCCAGCUCUCAGGGCCCCCCUAGAGCCCCCCAGCCCAGCCCUGGGACCCCUCCCAUCCUCCAGCAGCUCUGAGACCUUCUCUCUAACGCCCACACCCUGCCCCCACACCAUCCCAGCUCCUUCUCAGCCCCACUGCCAGGGGUUCUGCCCCCUCCAAAAUCCAUUGAGAGCCCCCUCCCUCCUCCCACCCCAUGCCACAGCACCUGGGGCAGCUGGGAACCCUCCUCUUCCCGCUCUGUCCCCCCCAUUGAAAGCUCCGAGAUGCCCCCUCCAAGACUCUGACUCGGUCCUCUCAAGAUCUGUGCCCCCCUACCCCCACCCAAUUAUGCUUGGGAAAUAAAGAGU